AUGAGCAUGGCCUCUCCAGACUGCACUGUUAAAUGCAGAUCACUCCAACAUGCGGAGGAAGUAGUGGCAGCACUAACGAGUGGCACAGAGGGUCAGCUAGGCGCCUUUUUGUCCACUCAUUGUCACAAUGCAGCCACACUGCGAGAUGCCUUUGGACGCACUGCUCUGCACAUGGCUGCUUCACUGGGGAAGCGGCCUGUCUUGGAGUGGCUGCUGGAGAGCAAAAGAGCAGAUCUUCUGGCCAAGGAUAAAGAGUCUGGCUGGACUGCUCUGCAUCGCAGUGCUUUCUAUGGACAAAUCCACUGUCUCAUCUCAUUAGUGAAGCAUGGUGCGCUUCUAACCACCCAAGACAAAGAAGGCUUCUCUGUAUUGGACCUUACAAUGAAGGACCGUCCAGCACAUGUGGUGUUUAAAAAAAGCGACCCAACAGAGGCAUACACUUGGGGAUACAACACUAAUUUCAGCCUUGGUCAUGGUAAUCAGGAGAGCCGGCAUCACCCUGAGCUUGUAGAUGUGUUUGCCAGGACAGGAGUUUACAUCAAGCAGGUGGUCCUUUGCAAGUUCCACAGUGUGUUCCUGUCCCAGAAAGGCCAGGUGUUCACUUGUGGACAUGGUCAAGGAGGACGACUUGGUCAUGGAGAUGAACAGACUUAUAUGGUUCCUCGAGUGGUGGAAGGUCUCAUGUCUCAUCAUUGCUCUCAGGUGGCAGCAGCCAAAGACCACACAGUGGUUCUGACAGAGGAAGGCUAUGUUUACACUUUUGGCCUCAACACUUUUCAUCAGCUUGGUCUUUCCCCACCUCCUGCCUCUGCCCAUGUCCCCAAACAGGUGUUUUCAAAAGCUCUCAAAGGGCGAACUGUGAUUGGAGUUGCCGCUGGCAGGUUUCACACUGUGUUCUGGACAAGGGAGGCAGUCUUUACAAUGGGACUUAAUGGAGGGCAACUUGGUUAUUUACUGGACCCCAAUGGUGAGAAGUGUGUGACUGCACCGCGGCAGGUCUCUGCUCUUUAUCACAAAGAUGUUGGCAUUGCCAUGGCAGCUGCCAGUGAUGGUGCGACAGUGGUUGUGACAGAGAAAGGUGAUGUUUAUUUAUUGGCUGAAUACCAGUGCAAGAAACUGGCUUCCAGGCAGUUGAACAUCAAAAAGGUGUUGGUUACUGGAGGUACUCUUGAUCACCGAGUGGAUUCACAGUUACUACGGGAGACGGGAGGAGAGAAAGUGACCAUUUUGGCUCUGGAUGAAGCAGGAAGGGUGUUUUGUUGGCGGUUCUCUAGCUGCUUGGUGCGACAGUGCCGCUGGGCGUAUACUCGACAGGUUUUCAUGUCUGACAUUGCUCUCAGUAAGAAUGGCCUCAUGUUUGUGACCCAUGACGGGGAGGCCUUCAGCGGCACUUGGGCUGGAGAAUAUAAGAAGUUUGAAGAGAAAAAAGAGAGCUGUGUGGAGGGUUGUGGCCAAACGGGAACAUUCCAUGAGAAGAUUCGCCUGGAAAGACUUCCCUUCGUUCACAGAGCCGUGAGCGUCACUAUGGACUCUAAAGGCCAAAAUUAUGGUGUGCUACAAGUUGACCCCAAAACUAGCUUGUAUGAGAUUCCAAGCUUAUCCCCAUCCUCCUUCUCCGAGCACUUCCGAAGACUCCUGGGCGAGGCUGAUGAAACAGAUAGCAUUCAUGAUGUCACUCUUCAAGCCGGAAACCGCACCUUUCCCGCUCACAAAUUCAUACUCUCCACACGGUCAGAGUUUUUCCAAAAACUCUUUUCCGUGCACCGCCAAUCAAUUGAAAAGGAGGAACUUGAAAAAGAAAUCGGCAGAAGCGAAGAUGCAGUUGGCUGUGAUUUGAUUACUUUUCAAAAGAUUACCCCUGAAAUGCUGGAAUACACUCUGCAGUUCAUCUACACAGACUCCUGUGAGCUGCUAAUACCUGGGUCUCGGCCGUGGAUGCCAGAAGUACUCAAAGAACAAAACAAGGAUGCAGAACAGAGCAGGCUUAUCAGCGGACUGCAGGAAUUGGACUUGCGUGGCCGUUCAGCCCUCGAGGUCUAUAACUCCCUGACUUCCACAACCAGAAAAGAUGGUGACAAGACUAAAGCAAAAGGCUCCAAGGCAAACAAAAAGCCCAAAGGAAACAAAGCACCAGGCACCGAGGGCAACUAUAAUCCUGUGAAGGCCUUGCAAGGGGUGGCAAAGAAGCUUGGACUGGGAGGUUUAUCUGCACGACUGGAUGGAGUCAAAUAUGAUCAUGGGAAGAUUAAUGUCGUGCAGAAGAAAACCAGCAGCAAAUUUAAAUUCAACCAGAGAAAAUGCUCCUAUCUGUGUGAUGUCACACUCAAGGCUGAAGAUGGAAAAGAGUUUCCUUGUCACAAAAGUGUCCUGUGUGCAAGACUAGAGUACUUUAACAGUAUGCUGGGAAACCCCUGGAUUGAGGCGACAUCUUGUUGUGCCCUGGAGAUGCCAACAAGCUCAGAGAUCCUUCAGGUCAUCCUUGAAUACCUUUACACGGAUGAAUCUCCCACUAUUAAAGAGUCUCUGAAUGUGGAGUUCGUGUGCAAUGUGCUGGUAGUGGCCGACCAGCUUCUCAUCACACGACUGAAGGAGAUGUGUGAAAUUGCCAUCACUGAAAACUUAACUCUGAAGAACGCCGCCGAGCUCUUGGAGUUUGCUGCCAUGUACAACGCGGAUCAGCUCAAACUCUCCUGCCUCCAGUUCAUUGUACUGAACAUCAGUGCUCUCCUGGACUUGAAAGCUCUGGAUAUUCUCAGUGAUGAAGUGCUUGUGAACCUCACCAAAGCCUACAGACAGAUGAUACCAGCGAUGCAGAGAAGAAUCAUCACCCCGUACCCUGGGGCUCCUGAUCUCAGUUUGUAUGAAGAAGAUCUGGACUUAAUUUUCACCCCUAAAUCUGAGACAGAAGGAGAUGGCUUGUGCAGAGACUUAUUAUUGAAGAAAGCAAAGAUUAAGGCUAAAAAGAAACCAAGACGUCGGUCAGACAGCUCAGGCGGCUACACUCUCUCAGAUAUAAUUCAAAGUCCUCCUACUGCAGCGCCAACGCCAUGCUUUGUGAAGAGCCAAAAGACUAACUCCAUAGAGUCCUUGCCGGAGCUACUCACUUCAGACUCUGAAGGCAGUUACAUGGGUGCGGCCAGUCCUCGGGAGAUCCAGUCUCCUGUUUUCCACAACAAGCCAGAUGGUAAAAAGCUGUUCACCCAAAAACUGAAGACUCCGCCCAGUACUCCAAUUUCACUGAAGAAUGGCCCCUUAACCCCACCCAACUCCACUCUUCACAACAUCUCAAAAGUCAUUCCCAGUUUGCACGACUCUCGUCCGACACCAGUUAUGGAUCUGAGAGCUAUUAUGGACAUGGAAGCUAAUUCUCAGAUUGUUCUUGGAGCGACACCGAAAAGCAAUGGAAGCGUUAAGCAAUCUCCAUCCAUGACAAAACUGUCCCAGAAACAGAGGAAGAUGUUGGCUAUGGCCAACAAGGAGCCUGUCGUAGAGGCCACAGCAUCCAAACCAAAGCCGAUCGUCGCUCCCUCCAAAGCUGUUGGAAAGGCCUGGGCUACAGCCAUUCAGUCCCCUCCAUCUUCAAGCUCUUUCCGGGCUCUGCUGGAGGAGGAGGAAAAGCAGCUGGUCUCCCCUGUGAGCACCAACUCUGCUCCAAAGAGGGUCUCGUUUAAAUGUGCAGAGACCAGCGAGCAGGACAAACCGACAGGGCCCUGGGUGCUGCGGACUGUCGGAAGCCCUCCCCCCGUCACCACUGCCACGAUGACCUUUGCCUCUAUCGUGGAGGAAGAGCGGCAGCAGGAAGCUGCACUGAUCCGCAGCCGAGAGAAGCCGCUGGCGCUCAUCCAGAUUGAGGAGCGUGCCAUCCAAGAGCUCCUGUUGCAAUAUCAUGCUUGGGACAACCCUGACGAGAUGAUUGUGGUGGAGAGGGCUUCCAGCAUCCCUGUGGCCGCCCCCAUGUGGAACAAGCACUGA
Messenger RNA from Knipowitschia caucasica, 3972 nucleotides. The record is from the annotation of a GenBank genome assembly. Lineage: Eukaryota; Metazoa; Chordata; Actinopteri; Gobiiformes; Gobiidae.